Messenger RNA from Limanda limanda (common dab), 1830 nucleotides. Its product is annotated as MAGUK p55 subfamily member 7-like. Gene Ontology annotation, molecular function: protein binding. The transcript is spliced from 18 exons. NCBI's taxonomy places the organism in Eukaryota, Metazoa, Chordata, Actinopteri, Pleuronectiformes, Pleuronectidae. Gene Ontology annotation, cellular component: plasma membrane; cell-cell junction. The record is from RefSeq and is a predicted model, not a curated record. Bases 1 to 1830 code for a protein of 609 amino acids. Gene Ontology annotation, biological process: protein localization to adherens junction.
AUGCUAAGCCGAACUGAACACAGAGGUGUGUGCAGGCUGCUAUCAUCAGUGAUGUCUGGAACCGAGUCUCACACAGACAGAGAGGAGGACUACAGGUUCCUCCACAGCAUGUUGAUGGAGAAGAAGCUGCACUUGCUCUUCAAGAUCCACGAGCGGCUGAAGCGGUUUGAGAAGCGAAGCCCCGUCCCCGUCCAAGAGCACGCAGCACGUCUGGCAGCAGAUUUGGUAGAGGAACUCAUAUACCAAGGCUGGAGAGAUGAAGUCAAAGAACUGGCUGCUCUUUUUUCCGAACCCCACUUUAAGAGUCUCCUGCUUGUCCAUGACGCUGUAGCUCAGAGGGACUUUGAGACGAUUCUUCCACCAGUACCUGACGAUGUACUGGAAGAGGACGAGGAUUCAGUCAAAAUUGUCAGUCUGGUCAAAACCAAAGAGCCACUGGGGGCAACGAUCAAGAGGGAUAAAGCGACCGGGGCCAUUGUGGUGGCGAGGAUCAUGAGAGGAGGUGCAGCUGAUAAAAGUGGUCUGAUCCAUGAAGGAGAUGAGCUGAAAGAGGUGAAUGGAGUCUCACUGGAGAACAGGAAGCCAAAGGAAAUCCUUCCUCUAAUGGCUCGUUAUCAGGGUAACGUCACAUUUACGAUCAUCCCGGCCUCCUCCAAGGAAGAUUUGUUUUCAAAGAAGAAGAAGCUCUUUGUACGGGCUCUGUUUGAUUAUGAUCCAAACGAGGAUCCCACUGUCCCGUGCAAAGACGCGGCGGUUUCCUUUAAAGGAGGCGACGUCCUGCAGAUUGUCAACAUGGAGGAUGACACCUGGUGGCAGGCGUGUCACCUUGGCGACAGCGACAGUCGGGCUGGGCUCAUCCCCUCACUCCAACUCCAUGAGAGGAGAGUCGCACUACAGCGACCCAAAGCCCUGUUCAAGCCUCGGCAAGUCAAACCACCAGAUGAGGGGGAAGUCACGGAGGAUGUAGACUACGGAGCUCUAACAGGGAUCCACGUCGCUGGUUUAAGAAGAAGUUUCCGACUAGGCAGACAGAGCAGCUGGGCCAGAGAGGUGGCUCGGUCCAGGAGGUGGAGUGAAGGGGUACAUGGCUCAUUUCAUCCCCCCGCCUACAUAGAGGUGUCCCUCUAUCACCGAGACCCCAAGGACAGACACCGCCUGGUCGUUCUGGCUGGGCCCAGCGGCGUUGGCGUCAGCGAACUGAAAAAGAGGCUCCUGAUCUCAAACCCUGACCGCUAUGGCGUCACUGUGCCGUACACCACACGUGAGAAGAGGCGGCAGGAGACCGAAGGGGUGGAUUAUCAUUUUGUGUCAAUUAACAUGUUUGAGGAGGACAUUCUCACUCACAGGUUUAUAGAUUACGGGCAAUACAAAGGUCAUUACUACGGAACCAGUCUAGACUCUGCGCACAGAGUAAUGGCCCAGGGCAAGGUGUGCCUCCUGGAUGCUCAUCCAAGUAAAAUAAAGCACGUGUACACAUCUGAAUUCAAACCAUACGUGGUGUUUGUGAAGCCACCACGUAUGGAGGAGCUGCGUCUCACCAGGCGGCGAGCGAAAUUCAUCUGCGAUAAGGACGACGCAAACCCGGUCAAGAUCUUUUCAGAAGAGGAUUUUGAGGACAUGAUCAACUUAGCUGAAACAAUGGAGAAGCAGCACGGCCACCUGUUCGACAAGGUGAUUGUUAAUGGAGAUAUUGCCGUGGCGUUCAGGGAGCUGAAGGCAGACCUGGAGAAGAUUGAGGAGACAGAGGUCCACUGGGUUCCUUCAGAUUGGAUCUGCUCCUCGCCAACAACGGAGCGGAGAAGUUGUGGUCAUUUGACCGGCUGGAUUUGA